AAUUAUCGAGUUCCACUAACUAACCUCAACAUGGUCACGUGAUCAAAACUUUGGAACAUGGUGGAAGGGGAGUGUUCUCAAUGCGGUAAACACCCAUGAAUCUGUUUGAAGUACGCCUGUAAAUAUUUCAGCCAAGGUAGAACAAUCCAGAAUGCAUUUUUCAAUUCCAGACACGCAGGAGGUCAAAGAAGAAACUGGUUCUACCUAUACGUCUUACAACAUAUACAUUAAUGGAGUCUUUCACUGCAGUGCUCGCUAUAAACAAAUGCGUCAGCUACAUGACCAGCUGAGGAAGGAUUUUAAAAGUGCAACAUUUCCUCCUUUUCCACCUAAAAAGUUGUUGUCCUUGACACCAGAGGAGGUGGAAGAACGUCGUCUUAUGUUGGAGAGAUACAUACAGCUAGUGAGCCAAGACCAACGCAUGGGAUCCAGCGACAUUUUUAACACGUUUCUGCACACAGCUCAGCAGGAGUCACAGAAGGAAGUGCCAGAGCAUGUGACCUUAGAUGUCUUUCUAAUGAACGGUCACAAAAUAACUGUCAACAUCACAUCUACAGACCAAACUGAUGAUAUUUUGGAGGGGGUGGCUUCACAAAUUGAGAUUCCAAAUGAAUUUGUCUACUAUUUUGGCUUGUUUCUCGUCAAGAAGGAGGACAAGGGAAAUAAUUCAAUCGUUCGCAGGCUACAAGACUUUGAGUCCCCUUACAUCUCAUUGCGAACUGCUAAUAAGAAUGGCGUUCAUCGGAUUGUGCUGAGGAAAGGCUACUGGGAUUCUGCAUAUGAUGAAGACCUAAUGGAGAAUAAAAUCACCAUGAACUUGCUUUACAUUCAGGCUGUGAGUGACCUUGAGAGACAGUGGAUUCUGGCCACAAAGGAACAGCUGAAACAUCUGCAAACAUUACAGCAGAGGGGCUCUAAACGCGAGUACCUUCGUUUUGCACGCACACUGAAGUACUAUGGCUACAUGCAGUUUCAGCCAUGUUUGACUGAUUAUCCCAAUAAUGAUACCCCAGUCAGUGUGGCAGCUGGUGGAAAGGAACUUAAUUUUAGGGUUCACAUUGAAAAUCAAGUCAAAGAAGGCAGCUUCAAAAUCACAAGGAUGAGAUGUUGGAGAAUAACUACAAUUUAUCCAGGUGAAAGGGGGGAUAACGACAGCAGCAGUUCUCCAAAGCUGGAAUUGUCAUUUGAGUACCUUAUGUCUCGGGAUACUCUUCGAUGGAUCACCAUAACCAGUGAUCAGGCUAUGUUGCUGAGCAUGUGUCUUCAAAGUAUGGUUGAUGAACUGAUUAUGAAGAAGCAAGGUCGCAAAUUUAGAAAGCCACAUGAGCGACAUCACCACAAAGGGCAGAAGGCAGGAAAAACGUUUUCAGCAGGGACUAGCGAUUCAUCUAACAGUCCCGAGGCCCCACUUUCUCCACUUGAGGUUCCAGAGCGACUGAUACACACAGUCGUUGGGGAGAAAGCAAAGCAAGAUGGGAAAACCAAUGAAAAUGGAGUUACUGAAAAUGAUGCCUUUGAGGGCAUUGGCGAUGACGACCUUUGAGUGGUGUGGACAGCUGCAUAGGAAGGCAGCACAUCAGCCAGGUGACUGGUGGGGAGACAAUCAUGGCAUAAGCUUAUGGGGGUGUUGCUUUGAUAUAGCUCUAUGGCUUGAAAUCUCACUAGUUAUAUUUUUGAACUACUAUACAAUGUUGUUGGUGGUGCUGUUCAAAAUUACUGGUCAAGAUAUACGCUUGCUUGGGAUGUCUUCAGCAAGACUUCAGGGUAGCUGCAAUUAUUACCUGUGGCAAAAGAAAUAAUGUAGUGCUGUGUGUAAGUAGAAUAAUAAAAUCUAUUGUCUUUAGUUCAGAUGCGAUCUGUACUUUCUUUCCGAAAUAUACUGAAGAAAUAAUUGUAUCUUAAGAUAAUUCAGGAAGUCUUCCACUUCAUCAAACCUCUUGGCAUGCUAAACAAGAUUUCACCCUCUCAUGAGACUGUGCCAAGGGCAAGGCUGAAAGCAAAUCCAUUUUCUGCAGCCAUGAGCAGGAACUGGACACAAAACACUAGUCAUUUACAGUAUGCUACUAAGGCGAGUGGACUAAACUGAAAACAUGAAAGCUCAGAAACAGCAGAUAAAUGAUGCUGUGUAGUACCAUACUGAACUGAUUGAUACAGUGGCAGAUUGAUCUGGUGCAUGAUGAUCCACAAUGGUGUUACUGUAGUGGUAGUAGUACUACACAGCUGUCAUCAGUGGAUCAAGUGGUUUGUGGAGCAUUGUUAAUAGUCACCCAUGUUUUAGGUUUUGUCUUCUUCUGCACAGCUGGCAUUAUAUAAUUGUUAAAGUUGUGAUGCUGAUGAUAACUAUCAUCAUUAUUAUAAUUGCUUAAAUCCUAUCUGACCAUUGAAAAAUUUUUGUCAUGUUGAAAGUGUUGAGAAUGUAUGCUAAUUUACUGUUGAAGCUGAACUGAUGCCAGACAUCACAGCACAGAUAUAGUUAUUAAACACAUGUCGGAAUCAGAAUGUAUUUUGUACCAUUUCAUUAUUAACCAGAAGCCUAAGAUUUGAAGCAAGACAAUGGCAAAGGUCUGGAGCUAUGCUAAAACAGUUGUCUCGCCAAUGGAGAACUGUAUGUCUCGCUGUGUGUGAUAAAUUUCAUGGGUUGUUUUAAAUGUAAAAAUGCCAUUACUACGUACUUAUUCAACUGGUUUUGUAACAAAUUAAAAUUUGUAUUUAAAAAAAUCUAUUUAAUAUUUCAAAAGAAAA
This is a messenger RNA of Pomacea canaliculata, 2742 nucleotides long. Its product is annotated as sorting nexin-17-like. Lineage: Eukaryota; Metazoa; Mollusca; Gastropoda; Architaenioglossa; Ampullariidae. The record is from RefSeq and is a predicted model, not a curated record. The transcript is spliced from 16 exons. Gene Ontology annotation, cellular component: early endosome. Gene Ontology annotation, molecular function: phosphatidylinositol binding. The coding region runs from base 152 to 1543 and encodes 463 amino acids. Gene Ontology annotation, biological process: signal transduction; intracellular protein transport.